AGCCAGACAGUUUAUAACAGACGUUUCCGGCGCCCAAUCGGAAUAUUGUAAAACCCGGGGAUACUUUGUGGAGGGAGGCGAGGCUACCAAUGCGCAGGGGCAACGGGAGGGCUGCGGGGAUCGGGGGUAUAUUGGAUGCUUCCGGGGUGGUCAGGGGCGGCUGUGUGAGGAGUUGCCUCGCUAAGUAGCUGGACACUGUAUGGUGGAGAGGGGAUUUAAGGAAAACAUUGAUGGUCUUUCCUUCAGAAAAGGUUUAGAAGAACGGCUAAUCUGGACUUUUAGUUGUGUUUUAAGGAUUUGCUGCAUCGAUAUAUAAAAUACGACCCGCGCCUUGCCUGUCUAUCUGUAUGGUGUCUGUAUCACUCUCUGGUGUCUAACUUGCUAUUCACAUCAUGAGCACUGCUCAACGGAAACGCAAGGCAGCCGACUCCAGUCAUUCGAGGAGAGCCAAUAAAAGGCGCGCAGGACACGGCUCCACUGCCAAUAUGGCCGCAGCGACGGAGCCCAUAGAGCUGGAGGAAAGUGGGGAAGAAGUGGUGGAUCUUACAUGUGAAUCCACUGAACCGGUAGUGGUGGACUUAACUCACAACGAUUCUGUUGUUAUUGUCGAAGAUAAUCAGGGUCAAAGGAGAGGCAGCUCUAGAGCCUCCCAGCAAACAGCCAGCUGCAUACUGAGCAGCGAUGAUGAAGAUUCCCGCGACAUCGACCUGCUUGGCACCAGCAGGGUUCCCAGGGACGCGCCGUCCGUAGAUCAUGAUAGUUCGAGGCUUUCAGCCGGCAGAAUUAGUUGUCCGAUCUGCAUGGAUGGCUACACUGAAAUAACGCAAAGUAGACGUCUCAUUGUGUCCACUAAAUGUGGCCAUAUUUUCUGCAGCCAGUGCCUUCGAGACGCUCUUAAAAAUGCGACGUCAUGCCCAACCUGCAGGAAGAAACUGACUCAUAAACAGUACCAUCCGAUCUAUAUAUAAAAUUGCCAAAAAUGUGCAGUGUUGCCUGUCUUAUUCAUUACCAAACCUGACUUUGGGCCCGUGAUCCAGCACGCUGUCGCAAUGUGUCGUGCCUGCUUCCCGCAGAAGGAUACUGGGGAGCAACCUCCUGGGACAUCGUGUCACAACGCAGAUUGGCGGCUGCUAACUAAAUGCGGAUUAAGACAGGAUGGUAGUGUUAUACCACCUAUAUUUGUAUAGUGUGUCUUUCAUUAAGUUUCAUAGAACGUUGGGGUU
Messenger RNA from Spea bombifrons (plains spadefoot toad), 1223 nucleotides. RefSeq names its product ring finger protein 4 (gene RNF4). The transcript is spliced from 9 exons. Gene Ontology annotation, biological process: positive regulation of transcription by RNA polymerase II. Lineage: Eukaryota; Metazoa; Chordata; Amphibia; Anura; Pelobatidae. The record is from RefSeq and is a predicted model, not a curated record. Bases 393 to 968 code for a protein of 191 amino acids. Gene Ontology annotation, molecular function: transcription factor binding; zinc ion binding.